AUGUUCGGUGGUGACCAGACAACCGCAUACACCUUGAAAGUCAUCGGGACAUACGGCUACAUGUCACCAGAGUAUGCCAUGGAUGGUGUGUUCUCCAUGAAAUCUGAUAUCUACAGCUUUGGUGUCAUGGUGCUAGAGAUCGUCACUGGCAAGAAGAAUCGAGGCUUUUACGAUGUCGAGCUUGAUCUAAACCUCCUCGGUUAUGCGUGGACGUUGUGGAAGGAAGGCAGAAGCACUGAACUACUUGAUGAGAUGAUGAUGGACAGUAGCUGUGAUCACAGCCAGGUGCGGAGAUGCAUACAAGUUGCCCUCUUGUGUGUUGACAUGCAUCCUAGGAAUAGGCCACUCAUGUCUUCAGUUGUCAUGAUGUUGGCCGCCGAGAAUGCCAUGCUGCCAGAGCCAAAUGAGCCUGGAGGAAACAUCGGAAGGAGCACGUCAGACGGAGAAUUGUCCCAAACUCAAAGUCAGUGCCUCAAAGAUGACUCAGGUCAUGGGGGAUCAUUGGGGCGAUAG
This is a messenger RNA of Triticum turgidum subsp. durum (durum wheat), 513 nucleotides long. Lineage: Eukaryota; Viridiplantae; Streptophyta; Magnoliopsida; Poales; Poaceae. The record is from the annotation of a GenBank genome assembly.